This is a messenger RNA of Prosopis cineraria, 2005 nucleotides long. RefSeq lists its product as uncharacterized. The record is from RefSeq and is a predicted model, not a curated record. The transcript has 7 exons. Bases 323 to 1762 code for a protein of 479 amino acids. Gene Ontology annotation, molecular function: protein binding; ATP binding; ATP hydrolysis activity. NCBI's taxonomy places the organism in Eukaryota, Viridiplantae, Streptophyta, Magnoliopsida, Fabales, Fabaceae.
CCAGCGUCUAUUUGAUCUGUGGACGAAGGAGGACGACGAGUACAUAAUAGUCAAAAUGCUUCCUGUGAUACAGAAAUGGAACGAAUGUUAAAGAGAGACGAUGGCCAUAUAGGCCGAGAAAGUAGUGUGAAUAAGAUUUGACACGCGAGAGUCGGACGCGGGGGUGAUUUUGGAUAUCCUCUGCCUUAUUCUCUCACACUUGCGUCCGAAGACUCACACCCCAAGAUUCAAAAGCAGAAUCCAAAUUUUCUUUUGACUUUUUUUUCUCUUUCUCUUGCAUUCCCCAUUUCUUUCUAGCAGCCGUUGUUCCUUCGGAUUCAGGAUGAACAAGUCUCAGGAUCAACGGCCAAGAUCUGCUAAACCGGCCACCAUCCAUGCAUACGCUCAAUCUGGGGACCUUGUUGCCUUCCAGCGGCUACUUCGAGGCAACCCUUCUCUUCUCAACGAGAGAAACCCUGUUAUGGCUCAGACUCCUCUUCAUGUUUCUGCUGGCCACAAUAGGGCUGAUAUAGUUAAAUUUCUUCUCAAUUGGCAAGGACCUGAUAGAGUUGAGUUGGAGGCAAAGAAUAUGUAUGGAGAGACACCCUUGCACAUGGCAGCAAAGAAUGGAUGCAAUGAAGCGACGAAGUUACUUCUUGCUCAUGGUGCUUUUAUUGAAGCUAAAGCAAAUAAUGGUAUGACGCCUCUACAUCUUGCUGUUUGGUACUCUCUACGGGCCGAAGAAUGCUUAACUGUGAAAACAUUGCUUGAAUACAAUGCUGAUUGCAGUGCUAAGGACAAUGAGGGAAUGACUCCUUUAAACCAUCUUUCUCAAGGCCCUGAAAGUAAGAAACUUAGGGAACUUUUACGGCAGCAUCUUGAAGAACAGAGGAGGAGACGAGCUAUUGAAGCAUGCAGUGAAUCCAAAGCAAAAAUGGAUGAGCUUGAAAAUGAAAUUUCAAAUGUUGUGGGGCUACAUGAUUUGAAAGUACAAUUGCGAAAGUGGGCAAAGGGCAUGCUUUUGGAUGAGAGACGUAGAGCACUUGGUCUGCAAGUUGGCCCCAGAAGACCUCCACAUAUGGCCUUCCUUGGCAAUCCUGGAACAGGUAAAACAAUGGUAGCUCGGAUCCUUGGUAAAUUACUCCACAUGGUGGGAAUUCUACCAAGUGAUAAAGUGACUGAGGUACAACGAACUGAUUUGGUCGGAGAGUUUGUUGGUCAUACUGGUCCAAAGACCAGGAGAAAGAUACAAGAAGCAGAAGGGGGAAUUCUAUUUGUCGAUGAAGCUUAUAGGCUAAUACCGAUGCAGAAGGCAGACGACAAAGACUAUGGAUUGGAAGCCUUAGAGGAGAUUAUGUCUGUCAUGGACAGUGGAAAAAUUGUGGUUAUAUUUGCUGGAUACAGCGAACCAAUGAAGCGAGUGAUCGCUUCAAAUGAAGGAUUCUGUAGGCGGGUGACCAAGUUUUUCCAUUUUAACGAUUUCAAUUCGGAUGAACUAGCCGAAAUACUUCACAUCAAGAUGAAAAAUCAAGCAGUAGAAGGUUUGCUUUAUGGAUUCAAGUUGCAUAACUCAUGCAGUGUAGAAGCUGUAGCAGCAAUGAUAGAAAAGGAAACUACAGAAAAGCAACGCAAGGAAAUGAAUGGUGGUUUGGUAGAUACAAUGUUGGUCAAUGCUAGAGAAAAUUUGGAUCUCAGGCUUAGCUUUGAUUGUAUAGACACAGAAGAACUUCUCACCAUCACAAUGGUAGAUUUAGAAGCUGGACUUCGGAUAUUAUCACAGUAAGUGACAUUAUUUUUGCCAUCUGAUUGGGCAUCUUGAAGAGAAAUAUUUCAGCAUACGUCAAUGCUUGCAAUUAAUUGGAUUCUGGAAAUUCUUUUGUAUCUCUAGGUCUGUAAUAGAUUACUAUGUUUGUAGUAUAUAGGCUGGGCUUAUUAUGCCGUUUGGUUUAUUUUCAUCUUUCAUUGUAUUCUUUGUAACUUAUUUAUUUUUUCAAGUGAGCAAUAAAUCCCUCGUUGUUUGUGCUUA